GGCCGAGCGCGUGCGUCCGGACUGCUGCAGCAUCACACACCUCUCACUCACCUCACACGCACUGAUCUUCAGACUGGAAUAGCAGGCAGAGCUGCAGAUCGUUCAGGAGUGCAAGCCACCGCGUUGUAAUUAGCGCUAAACGCAGGUAGCCUAUAACGAGUUUGCGCACAGAGAGGAGGUGUUCUGUUUGGGCUGGAUGCUGGAAGACUCCUAAACUGCGCAUCUUCAUCACAUCCAAGCAACUCCUGCGUCGAGUCUGCUUUGAAUUGAGCGUCUGCGAGCGCUCUCCACGCCGAGGCUCGCCCGCGUUCACGCAGUUGAGCUACUUUUCCCAAAUCGUAGCGCAACGCAGCGCAGCGCAAUGGCUGAUCCAGGCGCAGAAUGCAACAUUAAGGUGCUGUGCCGGUUUCGUCCCUUGAAUCAAUCCGAAAUUGUGCGAGGAGACAAAUUCCUGCCCGUUUUCCAAGAAAAUGACACUGUUAUCUUGGGGGGGAAGUCUUUUGCAUUUGACCGAGUCUUUCCAACCAACACCACACAAGAGCAGGUCUACAACAGCUGCGCCAAGCAGAUUGUUACAGACGUGCUGGGUGGAUACAAUGGCACCAUAUUUGCUUAUGGACAAACAUCUUCAGGCAAAACCCACACCAUGGAGGGGAAGCUUCAUGAUCCCAACAACAUGGGCAUUAUUCCGAGAAUUGCUGACGACAUCUUCAACCAUAUCUUUGCCAUGGAUGAAAACCUGGAAUUCCAUAUCAAGGUUUCUUAUUUUGAAAUCUACAUGGAUAAAAUCCGGGAUCUGCUUGAUGUGAGUAAGACCAACCUGUCAGUGCAUGAAGAUAAGAACAGGGUGCCGUAUGUUAAGGGCUGUACAGAGCGCUUCGUCUCCAGUCCUGAGGAGGUGAUGGAUGUGAUAGAUGAAGGGAAGUCUAACCGUCACGUGGCUGUUACCAAUAUGAACGAGCACAGCUCGAGGAGUCACAGCAUCUUCCUCAUCAAUAUCAAACAAGAGCACAUAGAGACAGAGCAGAAACUGUGUGGAAAGCUCUAUCUGGUGGAUUUAGCUGGGAGCGAGAAGGUGAGUAAGACUGGGGCAGAAGGUUCUGUUCUGGAUGAGGCCAAAAACAUCAACAAGUCCCUGUCUGCACUGGGCAACGUCAUUUCAGCUCUAGCCGAGGGAACGAAGGUUCACGUGCCGUACCGAGACAGCAAGAUGACGCGGAUCCUGCAGGACUCUCUGGGGGGAAAUUGCAGAACCACCAUGUUCAUCUGCUGCUCCCCGUCAUCCUUUAAUGAGGCCGAGACCAAAUCUACGCUCAUGUUUGGACAACGUGCUAAGACCAUCAGGAACACGGCCUCUGUGAAUCUGGAGCUGACAGCGGAGCAGUGGAAGAGGAAAUACGAGAAGGAGAAGGAGAAGAACAAGAGUCUGAAGGAGAGCAUCCAGAGACUGGAGGCUGAGCUGAACCGCUGGCGUAAUGGGGAGGCCGUCCCCGAGGUGGAGCAGGGUGGUCUGUAUGCUGUCGAGAGUGAGCUCAUUGAAGAUGCUGCUAUAGAGGAUAACAGCAACAUCGGCAGCAGCAGCAGCAGCAGCAGCAGCAGCAGCGUCACUGUUCCCACCUCCAUCCCCGUCACAGCUUCAGACGAGGAGAUGCGUGAACUCUACAAGCAGCUCGAUGACAAGGAUGAUGAGAUUAACUUGCAGAGUCAGCUGGUAGAGAAGUUGAAGAAGCAAAUGCUGGACCAGGAGGAGUUAUUGGCAUCGUCGCAUGCGGACAGUGAUCGUGUGCAGAGUGAGCUGACCCGCCUGCAGGCCGAGAGCGAGAACGCAAAGGCAGAGGUUAAGGAGGUCCUGCAGGCUCUGGAGGAACUGGCUCUCAGCUAUGACCAGAAGAGUCAGGAGGUGCAGGACAAGAGCCUGCAGAACAAGCUGCUCACAGAGGAGCUUGCCCAGAAAAUGACGGAUAUGAUGUGCUUGGAGACGGAGUUCUCUCGGCUGAAGGAAUUGAGUGGUCAGCAGAAGAAGCGUGUCACUGAGGUUCUGAACACCCUGCUGAAAGACCUGAGUGAAUUCAGCACCAUCCUGGGCAGCAGCGAUAUCCGACUGCCGCGUGAUCUCUCCGGUGUGCUGGAGGAGGAGUACGCUGUGGUGUGUGUGUACGUGAAUAAGGUGAAGUCGGAGCUGAAGUCGGUAGUGAAGCGCUGCAGGCAGCUGGAGAACGUGCAGAGCGACUGUCACCGCAAAAUGGAAGAGACCGGAAGGGAGCUGUCAUCCUGCCAGCUCCUGAUAUCACAGCAUGAGGCGAAGAUCCGUUCUCUGAGUGAGUACAUGCAGAACAUGGAGCUGAAGAAGAGGCAGCUGGAGGAGAACUAUGACUCUCUGAGUGAAGAGUUCUCAAGACUACAAAAUACAGAAAGCCUUCAAGACAACCAACACGACAGUGAGGAAUCUGGAAAUGUUAAGCAGCGAGAAAAUCAUCGAGAAUCGCAGCACAAGCAGCUCGGACGCCUGCGUGACGACCUCAACCACAAACAGAAGCUGAUCGAUGAGCUCUCAGAUAAAAACCAGCGGCUGGUGUUGGAGCUCGACCAAUUGCAUGCAGAGUUUACAGGACUGAAAAACAGAGAGCAUGAGAAAAGCAUCCAGUUGGAGGAACUCAUAUAUCUCAACGAACGCCACGAACAGGCCAAGAAGGACAUGAAAGGGCUGGAAGAGACUGUUGCUCGUGAGCUCCAGACCUUGCACAACUUGAGGAAGCUUUUUGUUCAAGACCUCACGACUCGAGUUAAGCGAAGCGCAGAAUUGGAUCCUGAUGAUAGUGGGGGGUUUUCCACCCAAAAGCAGAAGAUUUCCUUUCUUGAGAACAACCUGGACCAGCUUACAAAAGUGCACAAACAGCUUGUCCGUGAUAAUGCAGAUCUGCGCUGUGAGCUUCCGAAGCUGGAGAAGCGUCUUCGCUCUACGGCUGAGCGAGUUCGGGCGUUGGAGGGUGCACUGAAGGAGGCCAAAGAGGGAGCCAUGAAGGACCGGCGCCGCUACCAGCAGGAAGUGGAGCGCAUCAAGGAAGUUAUGAGGGCCAGAAACCCUUUCCGCCGCCCUCACGCUGCUCUGAUUGCCAAACCAAUUCGCCCAGGGCACUACCCCGUCUGCGCUCCAGUCAAUCACAUGUUUAUGCGCAGCAGUGAUCCACCAAUCACAUUUAAGAAUGCAAUGUUCCAGAGUGAUGCUCAAUCACUAUUUCCACCCACUGUACCAACCCACAUGAGCUCUGACUUGAGUCAAAUCAACAAAACUCCAGUGGACAGACACAAGACAGCAAAUUCCACAGAAUCUCUGGACUCCACUCACAAGCUCAAUGUAACCAAUGGUAAUGCCACAGACAUCAAUGACAACAGUGUUCCUCUCAGUGACUGCAGUGGCACAUCUGACCAGCUGAACCAACAACAACACAUCUUCCAGCAGGAGCCUGCAGCCAGCUAAUCACUUAGUGCAGAUGGCGCAUUGUGAAUCCUGCUCUGUAUAUGUGCAUGCUGCCUGCAACGAAUCCUCAGUGAAGCCCUUCUGCCUACUGUUUAUUAACCCAUCUCCCAUUAUGUUUUGAGAUUUCAUAUAGUGUGAUAUUUAUUGAGAGGUAUUUAUUGUGAUAAGCUGCUGUGAGACAGAUUGUAAUGGUAUUUUAUCCUCUACUACACUAUUAAGUUAUUCAUAUGACUGGGAGGAGCACUGAAAGGAGGUAGUAAAACAUACACCCAGCAGACGGCACUAGAAGAGAAGCCCUGAGUCACUUUCUGCUGCUUUCUAAUCUUAAUGUGUUGCAUUACAACAACAGUGAAAAUAAGCUAAAGGGGACAUAUUGUGUAAAACUCACUUUUGGCGUGCUUUCGUAUUUCCACUUGGGUCUCGAUUGCCCCUAAAAAAAAAACAAAAAUCCAUCUGUUUUCUGUGAAUUAGCUGAAAUACUGAUAUUUAUACCAGGAAUCAAAUGCUUCUAUGAGCCAUUUACAUAGAACCACCCUGGCACUGCCCCUUACUUAUCAACCCCCACCAGAACCCAACUCACUUAAUCAGCUGAAGAUCUGCCAUUUCGAUCAUCUUGGUUGAGAACCUCAGACAGUGCACACCAGGAUUAGCCAGCAGACCUCUUGUGAAGGAGGAAUCUGUAUCUACUAUUUGUGACAAGGCAUCAGAUGAGUGAGAUGCAAGUACUUUCAAAUAACAAAUAGAGUUUUGUGCUUCUAUUGCAGUUAAGCAUGAACUAGCUUGUUCGUGUUUUGCCAUUUACCUCAAACUAACACUAACAUGUGGUGAACGCUAAGUGUAAACAUGGAGCAACAGCUUAUUUGCAUAAAAGUGACAGAGCCUUAAAUGGCUCAUUCUGAAAGGGACUGAGCUGGUGAGAUCUCUUGAUGUGAGAGAGAUUUUAAGCAAAAAAGUUUAAUGAAUGCAUAAACCUAUUCUAACUUGUGUAAAAACGAGGUAUAAUAUGUCCCAUUUAAUAAAAGGUAAUGUAACUGGGGGAUGCACAUUUAUGUUUCAUUUUUAUUAGCUUUAAUCUUUCAGUCAGGAUUUAUAAAUAUCACCCUAAUGCUCCAAAAAAUAUAAUUUUUUUGGAAGGAAUACUAUAAAAUAUACUAUAUAAAAAAAACUUAAUUCAUUUUGGGAUUCUCUCUAACUAACUCAGUGUUUCCAGAAAAUUCCAGAUAAGCCUGCUGUCUAAUUUUACAUAGCGCCACCUGCAGAAUGAUAUGGGCCAGUGACUCAUCUCCCAAACAAUGCUUUAAAGAAACAGAUGUUUCUCAAAUGAGUAGAAAAGUUUCCUGUAACAUGCUGUACUGAAAAGCACCAGUAUGAGAUUGUGAGGGAAAAUGUGUAGCAACUAUUUUUAUACAUAGAGUUAAAUGAAUAUGUCUACUGAUUUAUUCAUGUACAUAUAUAUAUAUAUAUUUGGUGUGAGUAAAUUUAUAUGAAUGAUCUUAUUUAUUGUACCAUUACUCUCCUAGGCUAGACAUAAUUUCCAUACAGGAUGAUGAUGAUGAAUCUGAGGAUGAUGAAUAAUUCAAGAGGCAUUAUAUAAUCUGUCGUUUGUAAUAUUAAAAUUAAAAGGCUCAUGAGUGAUUAAUGAAUGUAUAAAGAGAAGAAAAGUCAGAAACAUGAGAACACAUAUCAGCACUACCAUAACAAAACCUUCUUUUCUGAUGUUUAAUGUACAUUAAUGUAGGAAAAUUGUUUCUCAAACUAUGUUGGAGCCUUUCUAUUGGUAAUUUCUUUGUGAAAUAUUCACAACUAUGUAAAAGGUAGAUUAACAAAUAAAAUAAAUAAAAAACAAUUGAGACAAUUGAAUAACGUGGUUUAAUGUUAAAAUACAAUUUUCUAUAAUUAGAAUGUAAUUGGAUCAGCCUUCACAUACAUUAUUUUGUGAUAUUUGUAGCUUUAACACAUUUCCCAAUCAGCCGGUUAAGAUGACAGAUUCAUAAGGUAGGCCACAGUGUAAAUCUCAAGUGCAAAAGUUUGGACACCAGUUGCUAGAAGCAUCUAACUUAGCAAACAUAAACAUGGGACCUCUUUUCUGAAGGAUAUGUUUUUGACCAUUUUUUGUAUUCAUUUGAUGAUGCCUUGAUAUAGGAAAACAUAAAAAAAUAUAUAUAUGCAGCAUUCAAAAUAUUCCUUGACUAUGUCUAUAUUUCUCUGUUUUUUCCCCCUCAAUAUUAGCGAUAACUGAGCUUUAACCCUUUCGGACCUGAAUAAUGUGCUGAAGUGUUGAAAAAAUGUCAUUAAUAAAAAUAAUGCUAUUUUCUGUCUGCAGUGCACACAAAGGAACACUCUAGUAUUAUAAUAUAAAAUAUAUAUUAACAUUAAAUCCAAUUAACUCAAAUACGUAUGUUUUUUUAUGUUUAUUGGAUUGGAAGCCUGUUCUUAGCAUUUUGUUUUAGAUUUGACAUAGAUCUUUUUGUUUACAAGCCAUUUCUAAAAUAAACACUAAAAUGAGCAUGAAAAAAACAUGUUAAAAAAAAUAGCUCUUUUAAUUUGCCUCUUUGGCUCUAAUGCUUGUUUUUUUAAGCUAUUGUUUUAUUGGCUUAUUAAUGUUUUUAUCUUUGGCUCAUUUAUAGUAUAUUCUGAUUGAUUAAAAAUAAGUCUCAAUUUGUGCUAUGUGCAAAAAAAGCAUUUAGAAAAAAUAAGAAAAUUCAGGGUCUGAAACGGUUAAAACGAGUAAGUUGUGAUUUCCGACUUGAAAAAUCAACAAGACAUGGAAUAUAACCAAUUUGGUGCCAAAGCUUAUGCAUAUGUGUGUAAUUAAGCUCCAGAAAGUUUGGACAAUCCUUCUCUUUUUCAAUGUGUUUUCUUUAUUUUCAUGACAAUUUACAUUGUAGAUUCUCACUGAAGCAUCAAAACUAUGAAUGAACACAUGUGGAGUUUUAUGUACUGAACAAAAAUGGUGAAAUAACUAAAAAUAUAUAUAUUCUAGUUUCUUCAAAAUAGCCACCCUUUGCUCUGAUCACUGCUUUGCACACUCUUGGCAUCAUUCUCUCAAUGAGCUUCAAGAGGUGGUCACCUGAAAUGGUUUUCCAACAGUCUUGAAGGAAGGAGUUCCCAGAGGUGUUUAUUAGCACUUGUUGCCCCUUUGCCUUCUUCACUCUGUGCUCCAGCUCACCCCAAACCAUCUGGAUUGGGUUCAGGUCCGGUGACUGUGGAGGUCAGCUCAUUUUUUGUUCAGUACAUAAAACUCCACAUGUGUUCAUUCACAGUUUUGAUGCCUUCAAUAGUCAUGAAAAUAAAGAAAACGCAUUGAAUAAGAGAAGGUGUGUCCAAACUUUGACCUGUACUGUAAGUGCAAAAGAGUCAGAGGCACUUUUAUGCUCAAAGCAAAUAAAAACAAGGGUUUGUUUUUGCUCUGUCUGUCUGGCUAUUUGGGUAUGAUGAUGUAACUUGGCUUGCAUUCUGCUAAAGGCAUUUCACAAACUUCAGUGAAGGCUAUGUAUUGACCUGUGCUCUGUGCCCACAAACGUUAGACCGUUUAAAAAAAGUCACAAAUUGUGCUCUAAUCUCCCUCCGGUUUCAGAUCAGAAGAUUCGAUUGUGCUUUAUGGACUACAUGUGCUUGUUUUCUUGACUGACACUGAGCGUACUGUUGGGUUUUGUUGGGUUUUCUAUAGAAACUCUAUAGUAACUGUAGUCCAGGACUAGGUUCUGCAUGCUGAAAACUGACCCUACAUGUAUUCUGCUAUUAUGAUGCAAAUAAACAGUAGUUAUGCAACAUUGGGCAAAUGUAAUGUAGUGAAGACAUACAGUCCAAGCAGAUGCAUAAUGUUUACACAUAUGAGCCAGUGGUUGUACAGUUGUUGUUUUCUCUUUUCUUUGCUUUUCGCUGUUCUUUUGUGACUGUGUAGUGCAUGCUGCACAACAUGCCUCUGUAGCAGGCGAGGACGUGCUAUUCAGACCAAUGUGUCAAUAAAAAGAAACUCUGUC
Astyanax mexicanus (Mexican tetra) is the source of this 7461-nucleotide messenger RNA. RefSeq names its product kinesin family member 5A, b (gene kif5ab). The coding region runs from base 362 to 3478 and encodes 1038 amino acids. The transcript is spliced from 29 exons. The record is from RefSeq and is a predicted model, not a curated record. Gene Ontology annotation, molecular function: ATP binding; microtubule binding; microtubule motor activity. Lineage: Eukaryota; Metazoa; Chordata; Actinopteri; Characiformes; Acestrorhamphidae. Gene Ontology annotation, biological process: microtubule-based movement.